GUUGGGCCCUUCUAGCCAGUUAGAGCUAUAGAGUUGAGGCGCCGCGGACCUCGACGACGUCCUUAGUAGGCGCUCCUUUCCGGUUCUUCGCGGGAAGCCCUGUCUUCUAAGGUCUCGCUCCUCGAGCAGUUCUGAGGGAGAGAGGCCUACAGGGAGAGAACUUCCUUUCUGUGUUGCCCGGACCCGGAACUCAAAGACUUAGGCUUGACCGACCUGGCGUGGGGAAGAGUUAGAAGACGGACAAGGGAGGGAACGGGUGGCCCGGAGGCCUCUGAGACAGCGUCGGAAGACGGUUUUCGGAGGGAUCGGACUCAGACUCACGUCGCACUCCUCGCAGUGGGACUGGUGGGAACUGGGAACGCUGGAGACCUGAUUUCGAGGUGACGCUACCGUCGCGGCCGCCGAACAGUCCUGGGUUCUGAGCCUGCCAUCCAAGGAACUCAGGAGGAGGAGCUGACAGUCUCUUCGUUCCUAACCACCCUGGGACAACUUCAGCAUGUCUCAGGCCACCAAGAGGAAGCAUGUGGUGAAGGAGGUGCUGGGGGAGCACAUCGUGCCCUCCGACCAGCAGCAGAUUGUCAGGGUACUCAGGACCCCAGGGAACAAUCUCCAUGAGGUGGAGACAGCCCAAGGGCAGCGCUUCCUGGUGAGCAUGCCCUCCAAAUACCGCAAGAACAUCUGGAUCAAGAGAGGGGACUUUCUCAUUGUUGACCCCAUUGAAGAGGGAGAAAAGGUGAAGGCUGAGAUCUCGUUUGUGCUCUGCAAGGACCACGUGCGCUCCCUGCAGAAGGAGGGCUUUUGGCCUGAGGCCUUCUCUGAAGUGGCUGAGAAACACAACAACAGGAACAGACAAACUCAACCAGAACUCCCAGCCGAGCCACAGUUAUCAGGAGAGGAGUCCAGCUCAGAAGAUGAUUCUGACCUGUUUGUUAACACAAACCGCAGACAGUAUCAUGAGAGUGAGGAGGAGAGCGAAGAGGAGGAGGCCGCCUGAGACUCCAGGACCCACUUUUCCACUUGCUCAGGGACGGGCCCCUGGCUCUUCUGGGCUUGGACAUUCCCAGGGUGCUCUGCAGAUCUUCACCCCUGGAUGGGGACAACGCAGGGCCCCUCUCUGAACUGAUGUUUUGAUUAGGAGAAUUAAACCCCUGGUGGGUUGGUGACUUGU
Chlorocebus sabaeus (green monkey) is the source of this 1168-nucleotide messenger RNA. It is a transcript of the gene EIF1AD, whose product is annotated as eukaryotic translation initiation factor 1A domain containing. Gene Ontology annotation, molecular function: RNA binding; translation initiation factor activity. Gene Ontology annotation, biological process: translational initiation. NCBI's taxonomy places the organism in Eukaryota, Metazoa, Chordata, Mammalia, Primates, Cercopithecidae. The record is from RefSeq and is a predicted model, not a curated record. Gene Ontology annotation, cellular component: nucleus.